Penicillium mononematosum is the source of this 3558-nucleotide messenger RNA. RefSeq names its product DNA-directed RNA polymerase III core subunit RET1. Bases 1 to 3558 code for a protein of 1185 amino acids. Gene Ontology annotation, biological process: DNA-templated transcription. The record is from RefSeq and is a predicted model, not a curated record. The transcript has 4 exons. Gene Ontology annotation, molecular function: DNA-directed RNA polymerase activity; DNA binding; ribonucleoside binding. Gene Ontology annotation, cellular component: RNA polymerase III complex. NCBI's taxonomy places the organism in Eukaryota, Fungi, Ascomycota, Eurotiomycetes, Eurotiales, Aspergillaceae.
AUGCCCCCGCGCAAGAGGCCACAGCCCUCUGCGGCUAGUCGAGGGCGACGUCCUUCAGAGGCCGGAAACCAACCCGCCACUGACUCCACAAAAAGCAAGCGCCCGUCCCAGUCCAACCCUGUUCCUCAGCCUCACGAGCAUGCCGUGCCCAGAAAGGUUGAGCCGGCUUCGAAUUUCAAGGCCAGGGAUCCAUUCGAUGCGCUCUUGGAACCAUUUUACUACAAUAAGGGACUUACAGACCCGAUCGAUACGGCCAGGGACAAAUGGAACCUGCUGCCAGCAUUCCUGAAGGUCAAAGGGCUGGUAAAGCAGCACAUUGACUCUUAUAAUUACUUCGUGGAGGUGCAAAUGAAGAAAAUUGUCGAGUCGAGCUCCACGAUCCGAAGCGACGUGGACCACAACUUCUACAUCAAGUUUACCGAUAUCUACGUUGCCUCACCUCGACGAGCCGACGAGCAAGGCGAUGGUGGGCUUGAUUUCGAAUCGACAAUCACGCCGCAAGAGUGCAGACUACGAGACACUACAUACGCCGCGCCCAUUCUUGUUGACUUUGAGUAUGUCCGUGGACGGCAAAGGGUUAUCCGACGAGCAGUCCCCAUCGGAAGAAUUCCGAUGAUGCUACGCAGUUCUAAGUGUGUGCUGUCGAAUAAAACGCCUGCUCAGAUGAGCGUCCUCAAUGAAUGUCCACUUGACCCCGGUGGUUACUUUGUGGUCAAUGGAACAGAAAAGGUCAUUCUUGUACAAGAACAAUUGAGCAAGAACAGAAUUAUCGUCGAAACCGACCCAAAGAAAGAUAUCGUCCAGGCCUCAGUUACCAGUUCCUCCAACGAGCGUAAAUCCAAGAGUUACAUUGUCUCCAAAAAAGGCAGACUCUACGUCAAGCACAACGUGCUCAAUGAAGACAUCCCGAUCGUCAUUUUGCUCAAGGCCAUGGGCAUCCACACCGACAAGGAAAUGAUGCAAAUGGUUACUGGAGACGAUGCUCUGUAUCAAGAUGAUUUUGCUAUAAAUUUCGAAGAGGCCAUCAACGUCGAUGUUUACACUCAACAACAAGCCCUUGAUUGGAUCGGCUGUCGUAUCAAGAUCAACCGAAAACAAGCCGCUUAUCGCAAGACUCACGUGCAAGAGGCAGUUGAAGCCAUUGCAUCUGUCAUCAUUUCUCACAUUGAGGUCAAAGACAUGAACUUCCGGCCCAAGGCUAUCUACGUUGCUCACAUGGCUCGUCGCGUUUUGAUGGCAAAGAGUGACCCGGCCCUGGUGGAUGACCGUGAUUACCUUGGAAACAAACGGCUGGAGCUGGCGGGUCAGAUGCUGGCCCUUCUUUUUGAAGAUCUGUUCAAGAAAUUCUGUUUCGAUAUCAAGAUGAACAUCGACAAAGUCCUAAACAAACGCAAUCGGGCCGAGCAGUUCGAUGCUUGGACUAUCGUGACUAUGCAUGGAAAUCAUAUCACCCAGGGUAUGAACCGAGCCAUCUCGACAGGAAACUGGAGCUUGAAGCGUUUCCGCAUGGAGCGUGCUGGUGUCACUCACGUUCUCAGCCGAUUGAGUUAUAUUGCAGCUCUCGGUAUGAUGACUCGUAUUAGCAGUCAGUUCGAAAAGACCCGUAAAGUCAGUGGUCCUCGUGCCUUGCAACCCUCCCAGUUCGGCAUGCUGUGCCCUGCGGAUACACCCGAAGGUGAGGCAUGUGGUUUGGUCAAGAACUUGGCCCUCAUGACGCAUAUCACGACCAACGACGAAGAGGGACCGGUGCGGAACUUGAUAUUCAUGCUCGGCGUCGAAGACAUAUCGAGUGUCGGUGGGCAACAGCUCUAUGCUCGGGGUGCUUACACAAUUUCUAUCAACGGUACACCGACUGGUUUGACCAGACGUCCCAAGUCCUUCCUCAAUGCCUCCGAAGACUGCGCCGCAUGGGCCGGGUUUCCGAAUUUACCUCUUAUCGUCGUGGAAAAUGGCAAACCUCUUGUCGGUGUUCAGCAUCUCGAGAAGCUGCGUGACGGAAAAAUGGAGUUCGACGACUUCCUUGCUCAAGGGCUCGUUGAAUACCUCGACGUCAACGAGGAGAACGACUCCUACAUCGCCAUUUACGAGAAGGAUAUCACGAAUACGCACACUCAUCUUGAGAUUGAACCGUUCACAGUGCUUGGAGCUGUUGCUGGCUUGAUUCCCUAUCCUCACCACAACCAGUCCCCGCGUAACACCUACCAAUGUGCCAUGGGUAAGCAAGCCAUUGGCGCCAUUGCUUCCAAUCAGUUCCAGCGAAUUGAUUCCAUCCUUUACCUCAUGGUCUACCCACAAAAGCCAAUGGUUAAAUCACGAACCAUUGAGCUGACGAAAUACGACCAACUGCCUGCGGGUCAGAACGCGACUGUUGCCGUGAUGAGUUACUCCGGCUACGAUAUUGAGGAUGCUCUGGUCCUGAACAAGGGAUCCGUGGACCGUGGCUUUGGACGUUGCCAGGUUUUCCGCAAGUACGUCACGACACUGAAGAGUUACCCCAACGGAGCGAAGGAUUCCCUUAGAGCACCGACGUUCGAGAAUGGCGCUCCAAUCCGCAAGCACGCGCUUCUCGAGUCUGAUGGCCUUGCUGCAGUUGGCGAAAUGGUCAACAACGGCGAAACCUACAUCAACAAGGUCACACCCAGGGUACAGAAUUCCUUGGGAUUCAGCGGCCCCGACAUUGGUGGUGGAGAUGUUCUUGAGGCACCCAUGAAUUACAAGCUGCCGGAUCCUUCCUACAUAGACAAGGUCCUGGUAUCUGCCACUGAAGGCGAGACGCAACUCAUUAAGGUCCUGACCCGGCAAACCCGUCGCCCCGAGGUCGGCGAUAAGUUCUCUUCCCGUCACGGACAGAAGGGUGUUGUUGGAAUUAUUGCAGACCAGGCGGAUAUGCCCUUCUCCGACCAAGGCAUCAACCCUGACAUUAUCAUGAACCCCCACGGUUUCCCCUCUCGAAUGACAGUCGGAAAGAUGCUGGAGCUGGUAGCUGGUAAAGCAGGUGUUCUGUCAGGCCAACACGGCUACGGUACCUGUUUCGGCGGCAGCCCUGUCCAAGAGAUGUCCCAGAUCCUGAUCGACAAAGGUUUCAGCUAUGGAGGCAAGGACUAUCUCACUUCCGGUAUCACCGGUGAACCUCUGCCUUUCUAUGUCUUCACCGGUCCCAUCUACUACCAGAAACUGAAGCACAUGGUUCAAGAUAAGAUGCACUCCCGUGCCAAGGGUCCCACUGCUACUCUCACCCGCCAGCCUACCGAGGGUCGUUCGCGUAAUGGAGGUCUACGUCUCGGUGAGAUGGAACGCGAUUGUUUGAUUGCCUACGGUACUAGUCAGCUGCUGCUGGAGCGUCUGAUGAUUUCGUCUGAUCGCCACGAGGUGGAUAUCUGUGAAAAGUGUGGUUUCAUGGGCUACUUGAACUGGUGUCCUGGGUGCAAGUCGUCUCGUUCCGUUGUGAAGAUGGUUAUCCCCUAUGCCGCCAAACUUCUCAUUCAAGAACUGAUGAGUAUGAACGUUACGGCUCGUCUGAAGCUUGAUGAUGAGUUCCCUGAGACGAUGGGACGUUAA